CUUCCUUACACGAAUCAGAAACCGAAAGCAGCAUGUUUGAUGUUUGAACACGCUAACUGUCAGGAGUUACUACUGCAAUGUUAUGACAUAAAUACAUCAGAGCUUAAGCAGCUCGCUGAAUAUUAUCAGAAGAUCUAGGACUGAACUUUACCUCUAAGAUGAGUCAUGCAGAGGAACAGAGUGACAGGUCAGCUUCACAUGUAUCCAGUUCUGUGUCUAUUAAGAGUGACAACUCCAAAGGUGUUGGAACAAAUUUCAGUGAGAAAACACCAUCAGCUGCCAAAAGUGACAGGUCAGCGUCACCUGUAUCCAGUUCUGUGUCUAUGAAGAGUGACAACUCCAAAGGUGUUGGAACAAACUUCAGUGAGAAAACACCAUCAGCUGCCAAAAGACCGAAUACGUCAGUAAAUAUUGGUGGAGAAAUGACUCGGUGGAAGACGCUAAAACAACAGAAGGGAAUAAAGAGCGAUGCAGAACUGGCUACGUAUCUUCUGAACAGGAUUCAGUUUGAGACAUCAGAUGCCGGCUUCCAGAACGACAGGUUUCACAAACAUGUCAUGGACGGCCUUAUCUGGACCUUUAAGGAUCUUGAGAAUAAAAUAAUCACAUUUCUAAAGAAUGAGUUACAAAGGUUUAAAAAGAUACUGAAGAAAGAAAACACAGAAUAUCACGUGAAGGACUUUCAGGAGGACACACAGAACGUCAAAGCAGCAGCUCUCGAUAUCACACUCCACUUUCUCAGAAGUAUGAACAAAAAGAAACUUGCUCAUAUUCUGCAAGAUGAGCUGGUCUUCAUUCAUCAACGACCACUAAAAUUAAUCCUGAAAAAAAAAUAUGAACGCAUUUCUGAAGGAAUUGCAAAGCAUGGUGAGUUUACACUUCUAAGUGAGGUCUUCACGGAUCUCUACAUCACUCAGGGUGGAGAUGAACAACAUGAGAUAAAUCAGGUUCAGGCCGCUUCCAGACAUCUAGAAUCACCAGACAUACAGUUUAAAUGUACACAUUUAUUCAAGCCUCCUGGACAAGGCCAGACCAUCAGAACUGUACUAACAAAAGGAGUUGCUGGCAUUGGAAAAUCUGUCUCGGUGCAAAAGUUUGUUCUGGACUGGGCAGAAGGAAGAGAAAACAACGAUAUCAGCUUCAUAUUUCCUCUUCCUUUCCGAGAGAUGAACUUGAAAGAGAAAGAGAGACUGAGUUUGAUGGACCUCAUAGUUCAGUUUUUCCCAGAGAUAAAAGGAGUAAAUCUUUCAAGAAAUGACAAGUUGAAAGUUCUGUUCAUCCUUGAUGGUUUGGAUGAAUGUCGUCUUCCUCUGAAUUUUGAUGGUAAUGAGAUAUUGAGAGACAUCACAUCACCUGCUUCUUUGGAUGUUCUCCUGACAAACCUCAUCAAAGGAAAUCUGCUUCCUUCUGCUCACAUCUGGAUAACCACCAGACCAGCAGCAGCCAGUAAGAUUCCUCCUGAGUGUAUCGACCUGGUGACAGAGGUCCGAGGAUUCAAUGAUCUACAGAAGGAAGAAUACUUUAGAAAAAGAUUCACAGAUGAGAAUAUGGCCGACACAAUCAUUGAUCAUGUUAAAAAAUCAAAGAGUCUCUUCAUCAUGUGCCACAUCCCAGUGUUCUGCUGGAUCUCAGCCACUGUGCUCCAGAACAUUCUGGAAGAGAAGAAAAUGGAGAAUUCUGAUGACACGACCAAAACACUUCAGGAGGAGUUAAGCAAUGAUGACACUCCUAGGACUCUGACACAAAUGUACACACACUUCUUUCGCUUUCAGAUUCAACAGAGCAGAAGAAAGUAUGAUGGAGAAUAUUCGCCUGAUAUCUCCUGGGACAUGGAGUCAAUCUAUUCACUGGGGAAACUGGCUUUUGAACAACUGGAAAUAAACAACCUGAUCUUCUAUAAGUCAGAUCUGGAGGACUGUGACAUUGACGUCUCUAAAGCUUCUGUGUAUUCAGGGAUGUGCACUCAGAUCUUUAAACAGGAGACGGGGAUCAUUCUUGGUACUGUGUACUGCUUUGUUCACAUGAGCAUUCAGGAGUUUAUCGCAGCUCUGUAUGCUCAUCUGUUUCUAGACAAGAACAAGAAAUUUGUAUUUGUUCAAGAGCACAAAGAACAGGAAAACAACGAUGAAACAAUGACUGGUUUACUGAAGACUGCAGUGGACAAGGCACUUGAGAGUGACAAUGGACAUCUGGAUCUUUUCCUCCGCUUCCUCCUCGGUCUGUCACUUGAGUCCAAUCGGCCGCUUCUACGAGGUCUGUUGUCACAAGAAGAGAGCAAUAAGCAGAACAACACAGAAAUAGUCCAGUACAUCAAGCAGAAAUUUGAAGAUAAUUCAUGUCCAGAGAGAUCCAUCAAUCUGUUCUACUGUCUGAAUGAACUGAAUGAUCAAACUCUGGUACAAGAGGUUCAGAAGCAUCUUAGUGAAGGAAGUCUGUCAUCUUCUGACCUCUCACCUGCUCAGUGGUCAGCUCUCGCUUUUGUGUUGCUGACAUCAGAUGAGGAACUGGAGGAGUUUGAGCUUCAGAAAUUCAAGAAAUCAGACCAAUGUCUCAUUAGGCUGUCACCCGUGGUUAAAACGGUCAAAAAAGCUCUGUUAAGUGAUUGUAAUUUAACAGACAAGAGUUGUCCAGCUCUGGCUAAUGUUUUGGGAUCAGGCAGCAAUCUGCAGGAGAUCAACAUGAGCAAUAAUAGUCUACAGGAUUCAGGAGUCAAGCUGCUCUGUGAUGGAAUUAUGAAACAAACAAACAAAAAAAAAUCUGAAUUGGAGAUCUUGAGGUUCAGUAAUUGUGAUCUAACAGAGGAAAGUUGUUCAGCUCUGGCUUCAGCUCUCAGUUUAGACUCCAGUAGUCUGAAGGAACUUGAUCUUAGCAAUAAUGAUCUACAGGAUUCAGGAAUUGAGCGUCUCUCUGAAGGACUGAAGAAUAACUGUAAACUUCAGAUACUCAGUGUGUCCGAGUGCAGUAUUGGAGAAGAAGGUUAUAAAUCUUUAUGUUCAGCUGUGAGAUCAAACCCUUCACAUCUGAUAGAUCUGGAUCUCAGAGGAAAUGAUCCUGGAGAAACAGGAGUCAAACUCAUCUAUCAGUUACUACAAGAUCACAAGUGUUCACUCAAGACUGUCAGAUUUCUGAAGAGUUGUGCUGCAGAAGAAGCUUGUGAUUAUCUCUGUAAAGCUCUAGAUGUGUAUCCAUUACUGCUGAAAGAACUCAAUCUGAGUCACAAUAAACUGGGAGAUCUGGAUGGAGAGAAACUCUCGGCUCUAUUGAUGGACUCUCAUAACAAAGUCACCAAAAUCAUAUUGAAUAACUGUGAGCUGACGGAGAAUCAGUGUUCAGCUCUAGCUGCUGUUCUCUCCUGUAAAACCCUCGUGAAGGAGAUGAAUCUCAACAACAGUCGACUGAUGGAUUCAGGACUCAAACACAUCUGUGACAAACUCAAGAACCCUCAGUGUCAUCUCCAGAUACUCAAGUUCAGUAAUUGUGAUCUAACAGAGGAAAGUUGUUCAGCUCUGGCUUCAGCUCUCAGUUUAGACUCCAGUAGUCUGAAGGAUCUUGAUCUUAGCAAUAAUGAUCUACAGGAUUCAGGAAUUGAGCGUCUCUCUGAAGGACUGAAGAAUAACUGUAAACUUCAGAUACUCAGUGUGUCCGAGUGCAGUAUUGGAGAAGAAGGUUAUAAAUCUUUAUCUUCAGCUGUGAGAUCAAACCCUUCACAUCUGAUAGAUCUGGAUCUCAGAGGAAAUGAUCCUGGAGAAACAGGAGUCAAACUCAUCUAUCAGUUACUACAAGAUCACAAGUGUUCACUCAAGACUGUCAGGUUCUUGACAAGUGAUGCUGCAGUGAAAGCCUUUGAGUAUCUGAAGAAAGUUCUUCAUAAGAAUCCUUUACUGGAGAGAGAAGUGAAUCUGAGUGAUCAUAAACUAGACGAGUCAAGAGUGAAUCAGAUCUGUGAUCUACUGAAGGAUAAACACUGUCGCAUCAACACACUCAUUCUCAGUAACAGCAGUAUUACAGCAGGAGGGUGUAUUGAUCUGAUGUCAGCUUUCACUUCAAACCCUUCACAUCUGACACAUCUGGAUCUGAGUAAAAACAAACUAGAAGAUUCAGGAAUGAUGAAGAUCUCUGAUCUGUUGAGUCACUCACAGUGCAGACUACACAAACUCAAUGUGUCCGAGUGCAGUAUUGGAGAAGAAGGUUAUAAAUCUUUAUGUUCAGCUGUGAGAUCAAACCCUGAAUCACAUCUGAUAGAUCUGGAUCUCAGAGGAAAUGAUCCUGGAGAAACAGGAGUCAAACUCAUCUAUCAGUUAACACAAGAUCACAAGUGUUCACUCAAGACUGUCAGAUUUCUGAAGAGUUGUGCUGCAGAAGAAGCUUGUGAUUAUCUCUGUAAAGCUCUAGAUGUGUAUCCAUUACUGCUGAAAGAACUCAAUCUGAGUCACAAUAAACUGGGAGAUCUGGAUGGAGAGAAACUCUCGGCUCUAUUGAUGGACUCUCAUAACAAAGUCACCAAAAUCAUAUUGAAUAACUGUGAGCUGACGGAGAAUCAGUGUUCAGCUCUAGCUGCUGUUCUCUCCUGUAAAACCCUCGUGAAGGAGAUGAAUCUCAACAACAGUCGACUGAUGGAUUCAGGACUCAAACACAUCUGUGACAAACUCAAGAACCCUCAGUGUCAUCUCCAGAUACUCAAUUUGUCUUAUUGCAGUAUUGGAGAAGAAGGUUAUAAAUCUUUAUGUUCAGCUGUGAGAUCAAACCCUAAAUCACGUCUGAUAGAUCUGGAUCUCAGAGGAAAUGAUCCUGGAGAAACAGGAGUCAAACUCAUCUGUCAGUUAACACAAGAUCACAAGUGUGCACUCAAGACUGUCAGGUUCUUGAGCAGUUCUUCUGCAGUGAAAGCCUUUGAGUAUCUGACAGAAGCUCUUUGGAUAAAUCCUUUACUGGAGAGAGAAUUGAAUCUGAGUUAUUUUAAACUUGACGAGUCAAGAGUGAAUCAGAUCUGUGAUCUACUGAAGGAUCAACACUGUCGCAUCAACACACUCAUACUGAGAGAUUGUGGUCUAACAGGAGAAAGUUGUUCAGCUUUAGCUUCAGUUUUAUCAUCAAACACCAGUCUGAAAGAGCUCGACGUGAGCAACAAUCAUCUACAGGAUUCAGGAGUGAAGAAACUUCAGACGGGAUUAGAAAAUAUUCACUGUCAGCUCCAGAAACUCAGUGUGUCCGAGUGCAGUAUUGGAGAAGAAGGUUAUAAAUCUUUAUGUUCAGCUGUGAGAUCAAACCCUUCACAUCUGAUAGAUCUGGAUCUCAGAGGAAAUGAUCCUGGACAAACAGGAGUCAAACUCAUCUAUCAGUUACUACAAAAUUCAAAGUGUGCACUCGAGACUGUCAGGUUCUUGAAAAGGGAUGCUGUACUGAAAGCCUUUGAGUAUCUGCACAUAGAUUUUGGUAUAAAUCCUUCACUCCAGGGAGAAGUGGAUCUGAGUGAUCAUAAACUACACAGCUCAACUCUGAAACAGAUCUGUUUACUACUGGAGGAUAAACCCAGUAAACUCAACAAACUCAUGUGAGGCCUUCAAAA
Messenger RNA from Triplophysa rosa, 5566 nucleotides. Its product is annotated as NACHT, LRR and PYD domains-containing protein 12-like. Lineage: Eukaryota; Metazoa; Chordata; Actinopteri; Cypriniformes; Nemacheilidae. The transcript has 25 exons. The record is from RefSeq and is a predicted model, not a curated record. Gene Ontology annotation, molecular function: protein binding. The coding region runs from base 159 to 5555 and encodes 1798 amino acids.